Molecule: messenger RNA, 1632 nt
Organism: Bombus terrestris (buff-tailed bumblebee)
Lineage: Eukaryota; Metazoa; Arthropoda; Insecta; Hymenoptera; Apidae
Product: piggyBac transposable element-derived protein 4-like
Exons: 3
Coding region: 1-1632 (543 amino acids)
Source: RefSeq, a predicted model, not a curated record
AUGAAUGGAAUCAUUUUUCAAGAAAAUGAAUACUUAAAUGGUAUUGGAGAGUUUUAUUUAGAUGAUCUGUCAGAUUGUCCUGACAAUUAUUCAAGAAAUAAUAGUGGUGACGAAAGUGAUGGCAGUGAUACAAUUAUUCGGAAACGAGGUUCUGUAUUGCCACCAAGAUAUAGUGAUUCAGAAGAUGAUGAGAUAAGUAAUGUCGAAGACAAUGCAAAUAACGUUGAAAAUAACGAUGAUAUAUGGUCGACGAACGACGAAGCAAUAAUUUUGGAACCUUUCGAAGGUAGCCCCGGCAUAAAAAUUAUGCCAAGUUCCCCAGAAAGUGUGACGGACAAUGUCAAUUUAUUUUUUGGAAAUGACUUUUUCGAGCACUUGGUGAGGGAAUCCAACAGAUAUCAUUAUCAGGUUAUGGAAAAAUAUAAAAUUCCAUCAAAAGCGAAAAAAUGGACAGAUAUAACGGUACCGGAAAUGAAGAAGUUUUUAGGACUAAUAGUUCUAAUGGGACAAAUAAAAAAGGACGUUCUUUACGAUUAUUGGUCCACUGACCCAAGUAUAGAAACUCCAUUCUUCUCACAAGUAAUGAGUAGGAACAGAUUUGUGCAAAUAAUGCAGAGCUGGCAUUUUUGCAACAAUGACAACAUUCCUCAUGAAUCACAUAGGCUUGCUAAAAUCCAGCCUGUUAUUGAUUAUUUUAGGCGAAAAUUUAACGAUGUAUAUAAACCCUGUCAACAAUUAUCUUUGGAUGAGUCUAUAAUUCCGUGGAGAGGUAGGUUAUCCAUUAAAACGUAUAAUCCCGCAAAAAUUACAAAAUACGGAAUACUUGUGAGAAUGCUGUCUGAAGCUGUCACAGGAUACGUAUGUAACUUUGAUGUGUAUGCUGCUGAUGGCAAAAAAUUAGAAGAUACCGCGGUUAUUGAACCGUAUAAGAACAUAUGGCACCAGAUUUAUCAAGAUAACUACUAUAACAGUGUAAAAAUGGCUAGAAUUCUCUUGAAAAAUAAAGUGCGAGUGUGCGGAACCAUUCGAAAAAAUAGAGGUCUUCCUCGAUCACUCAAAACAAUACAACUUUCAAGAGGUCAGUACGAAUUUCGUAGGAAUCAUCAAAUUUUGUUAGAAGUAUGGAAUAAUGGCAGAAGAAACGUCAAUAUGAUCUCAACUAUACAUUCUGCACAGUUAACGGAAUCCAGAAGCAAAAGUAAAAGAUCAGACGUCCCAAUACAAAAGCCUAAUUCAAUCAUAGAUUAUAAUAAAUAUAUGAAGGGCGUAGAUCGCGCGGACCAAUAUCUAGCAUAUUAUUCCAUUUUUAGAAAAACAAAAAAAUGGACUAAACGGGUUGUAAUGUUUUUUAUCAACUGCGCACUUUUUAAUUCAUUUAGAGUAUACACAAUCCUAAACGGAAAAAAUAUUACGUACAAAAAUUUCUUGCACAAAGUCGCAGUUUCAUGGAUAGAAGAUGGUGAAACUAAUUGUACAGAGCAAGAUGACAAUCUACCUAAUUCUGAACCCACAAGGAGAGCACCCAGAUUAGACCAUCCCGGAAGACUGUCGAAUUAUGGAAAACAUAAACUUAUAAAUAUAGUAACCAGCGGUCGAAGUUUAAAACCCCAAAGACAAUGCAGAAGUCAAUAG